AUGAACUCUUUCAUCAUUACUCUUCUUCUCGCCCUCUGCGCCAUCGCCCUCGCCGCCCCGCAGGGAUUCAUCCAGAAGACCACCAUCAUUGAGAAUGGACCUGGAGGACGUUUCGGAGGUGGCCCAGGACAAUUCGGACGUGGAGGAUUCCAAGAUGGACCAGGAGGAAACUACGGACCAGGAGGAGCACGUGGAUUCGGAGGAGGCCCAGGAGGAAACUAUGGACCAGGAGGUAACUUCGGCGGUCAAGGUGGUAACUACGGACCAGGAGGAGGUAACUUCGGACAAGGAGGAUUCGGAGGACGUGGAGGACCAACCACCAUCAUUAAGGAGACCGUCAUCCGCGGUUAA
Molecule: messenger RNA, 351 nt
Organism: Caenorhabditis sp. 36 PRJEB53466
Lineage: Eukaryota; Metazoa; Nematoda; Chromadorea; Rhabditida; Rhabditidae
Source: the annotation of a GenBank genome assembly